Messenger RNA from Penicillium diatomitis, 2688 nucleotides. RefSeq lists its product as uncharacterized. The transcript has 2 exons. The record is from RefSeq and is a predicted model, not a curated record. Bases 1 to 2688 code for a protein of 895 amino acids. NCBI's taxonomy places the organism in Eukaryota, Fungi, Ascomycota, Eurotiomycetes, Eurotiales, Aspergillaceae.
AUGGUGCGCACAGCAGGUUUAGACGUGCUGCAGCUCGCACGGCGACCUCCCAGCCAUCUUUAUUACCCAGCCACCGCGACCGCACACCGAGCAGUCUUUUCCUCCGACGUCUGGCUCAGUCAGCUUCGAGCUGCCAUUACCACAAACCACAAGCCCUUGAGCACCAGCAAAUUCGUGGUUUCUGAGCUCUGUACAGCUUUCACAUUGUCAAACCCACAUUAUUCCUAUCCUCCACCCACCUUGGAGGUGUCUCACCACACUGAUUCAGCAUCUCACGAAGUCCACGACCGUCACGACCCAUCCACGUUAACGACCUUUGCGCCACGCCACCCACCGCCCGGCCUCCUCUCUCAUACCUCACCUUUGAUUGACAAUCGCCCACCUUCAGCUUCCAAUCCGCGUCAUUCUCUACGUCGUGUGCGCCGCUCCCCUGACGUUCGCCAGUUACCGCAUCGGCGCACCGUCUCUCACGAUAUCAGGUCCAACCGGGACUCACAAGCACAAGCUCAGGGAUCGACUCCGAUUGCUGCGAACCCGGACUGGAAAGUUCCAUUUGGACAGGUGCCACCCGCACUCUCCGAACCUCAAACAUACGCACAGGGCUCGACGAUCGACGACCCUUACCAGCUCCUUACAUCUUCCUACUGGCCACGCCGAACAGUAGGCGUCUCGUCUCGGACUGCCUCGGCCAUUCUCUUCGCUCUCGAAGAAGGGAUUCGUCGUCCAAUUCCAUUCACCACGGACUGGGAGGAAGUGAAUGCUUCCAUGUCCGAUAUGGUAGGUGUUGCAGGUUCCGCUGCGCCAAUGGGCAAUACUCGGAUUGCCAAUGGGGGGCCUCGAGCUCCCCCGGCGGGUUCAGCCUCCGCCCAAGCACCCCCGACGCAACCACCAAGCGGCAUGCGUACGCCAACCGAUAUCAUGAGACAGCGUCGGGAUCGAGAGGCACGCCGAAAAGCGGAGCAAGAAGCUCGUGAAAAGGAGCAAGAGGAGCUGGAGCGGCAGCAAAUGGAGCACGAACAGAAAUUACAGCAACACCAGCAGAAGCUGGCCCAGGCUGAACAGGGUGCUGCCCAGGCUCUAGCUCCAGCUCCAGCUCCCGUGGAUCCAGCAUCACAGCGUCGUGGACAAGCUCGACAAGCCCAGCGAGGUCCACCGCCUCAACAAGCGUCAGACAACGUACCACUGUCUGCAUCGGGGCCUGCUCAAGGUCAUCGACCCACAACAAGUGCCGGGCCCAUGGCGUCUCGUCAAGAGUACUCAACUUCUGCAGCGCCCCUUGGUCCGUCUGCAACUGGAUCAGAUAUGCCAGCAAACCCUCCACGCCAGGGCCCCGGCAUCCAGCAUGGUCGCUCGCAGAGUGCAGCGGCGGCUGCAGGACCACAGCCUGGAUCAACGGGCUUUGCCAAGUCGGGGCCUGCUCCGGGUGUCCCUUCUCAGGACGGUGCAUCUCAGACACUUCAGCAGCCACGACGCGCAGGAUUUCCGCAUGCGUUUGAGAGAUGGGAGACACUUUCUUCGCACUGGGAAGGUCUGACAAGCUACUGGAUUCGGAAGCUGGAGCAGCAGAACGAGGACCUGGAGCGAGAUCCCCUCAAUCAGCAGCUCGCCCGCCAAAUCACAGACCUCUCUGCAGCUGGCGCGAAUCUCUUCCACGCCGUCGUGGAGCUGCAGCGACUUCGGGCCUCGUCGGAACGCAAAUUUCAACGCUGGUUCUUCGAUACUCGCGCAGAGCAAGAACGGUCCAAGGAGAUCCAGGCGGAACUGGAGCGCCAGCUCAAAGCUGAGCGUCAAGGUCGGGAAGAUGCCUUUGCUGCCGCACAAAUCGCGGAGCAGGACAAGGCCAAGGCGGAAGAGCUCCUGCGCGAGAUGCGACGUGAGCUUCAGAUCUCCAAGGAAGAAGCGCGACGGGCGUGGGAAGAACUUGGCCGCCGCGAGCAGGAAGAGCGAGAUCGAACCAAUUCCCUUCGGAAUGGCGAGCCCACCCUCGUUGGCGGCGUUCAAGUCGUUCCCAUGGUGCAAGGGGUACCCAGCCGACACCCAUCUCGGCCGCCCACAACUGAUGGAGCUUAUACUAGCGGUCCACCCACAACCUCCGUGGCCACCGACAACCGGGGAAAGAUGACCGACCCCAGCAUGGGCCUCACGUAUUACGACGAAAACACUCCGGUGUCGCCGACCGGAUCCGAUCCCUUCGUCGAACCCAGAAAGACCGAUCCUCCCGUCUCAAAGGCGCAGUAUCCUACACACAACCAGGUGUACGCUCAGGAGCCUGCCACGACACCGUACGUCACACCGGCGACCGAGCCAGACACUCACUCGUACAUUGGCAGUAGCGACGCCGAAGAAGAGUACCCUGAAUAUGCACGCGGCAACUCUCAGCAGUAUCACCCGUAUCCGGCCGGUCCACGCUCCGAGGAAAGCGACGAGUACGAGCACGGUGCUGUCGAGCAUCACCCUUACACUAUUGACGGCUCUUACCCAGCAUCCACUAGCUCAGCACCUGUGCAUGUACCGUAUCCUCCCACCUCAGCCGAAUACAGCGGCACGGGAUGGGGUGUUGGUACUGGUUGGGAAUCGGUCACACCGCGUCACCGUCACCCGACACGCCUGAGUGACGUUCUGGAAGAAGAUGAGCCCAGUCGCACGAGCCCCAGUCGCGCGAGUCAAGCCAGCCGAAGCAUGCAUUGA